Messenger RNA from Ostrea edulis (European flat oyster), 1356 nucleotides. RefSeq names its product carboxypeptidase B-like. Bases 66 to 1325 code for a protein of 419 amino acids. Gene Ontology annotation, biological process: proteolysis. Lineage: Eukaryota; Metazoa; Mollusca; Bivalvia; Ostreida; Ostreidae. The record is from RefSeq and is a predicted model, not a curated record. Gene Ontology annotation, molecular function: metallocarboxypeptidase activity; zinc ion binding. The transcript is spliced from 11 exons.
UAUAUAUGAUAUGAAGUUUUAAGAUCAAACCAUCAGUUGAUAAUAGCGCGUCUGUAUUUAGGAAAAUGAUUCUAAAGUUUCUAGCUUGUUUUCUAUUGGUGUGGGUUCCCUGUCCUGCACAGAAAACCAGGUUUGAUGGCUUUUCAGUUCUCCGGGUAGUUCCUACGUCUGAGAAACAGCUACUGCUAUCAAAACAAAUUUUGGAAAAUCAAAAUCCUCUAGAGGUAGAUGUAUGGCGAUUUCCUGGAGGCGUUGAUCACAGCCUGGACAUUCAAGUAUCUCCCAAACACUUCUCUAAACUUAAUCAAACUUUGACCGAAAAUGGACUUCAGGCACAUUUAUUGAUACGAGACGUACAAACAUUGAUAUCAGAACAAGAACGAUUGAACAAGAAUGUAAAGGAAACUGCUGAUUUGUUUAAUUACGGGAAAUACCAUACACUUGAUGAGGUCAACAGUUGGAUAAAAAACAUCACAGAGUAUUAUCCCAACAUGACUACAGCCCUUAAAGUCACUCAAUCCUACGAGGGACGCACAAUUCAGUUGUUAAGGAUUUCUACAGGUGAAGGUAAUAGCAAACCUAGCUUCUUCAUCGAAGGAGGAAUUCACUCCAGGGAAUGGAUAUCACCUGCCACCGUGCUGUUUAUGGCGGGUCAAAUGCUGGAUAGAUAUUCAUCCGAUACGAGGAUUAAACAACUGGUGGAUAGUUUUGAUUGGUUUAUCCUUCCUGUAUUCAAUGUGGAUGGUUAUGAAUAUACUUGGACAAAGAAUCGUAACUGGAGGAAAACUCGUUCCAAGCAUGGAUCUUGUGUUGGAGUAGAUCCAAACAGAAACUGGGAUUAUGAAUGGUGCAAGGAAGGAGCAAGUAAGGAGCCUUGUUCGGAUCAGUAUUGUGGUCCUUCACCAUUCUCUGAAGUGGAAGUUAAAGGAGUCGCAGACUUUAUCAUGAAGAACUCUAAAAACAUUAAGGGAUUCAUAGAUUUCCACAGUUACUCACAGCUGUGGAUGACUCCGUGGGGGUACACCAAACAACUUCCUCCGGAUUUUAAGGACCAGGACAAGGGGUCCGAAUUAGCGGUGAAGGCGUUACAAAAAGUUUACGGAACCAAAUACAACCACGGCAGUAUUGCUAACGUUAUAUACGUUGCGAGCGGAAGUAGUGCUGACUGGACAUAUGGGGCGGCUAAAAUAAAAUACUCCUACGGUGUAGAGUUACGUGACACAGGAAAAUACGGCUUCCUCCUGCCACCAGAUCAGAUCAUUCCAUCUGGAACUGAGACAUUAGAGGCUCUUAUUGCUUUGGCGAAUUUUGUUGUUAAUAAUUGAUGGUUUUCAAUCAAUAAAACAGUUAAUUUUA